Messenger RNA from Ornithodoros turicata, 729 nucleotides. RefSeq lists its product as uncharacterized. The record is from RefSeq and is a predicted model, not a curated record. The transcript has 5 exons. Bases 237 to 569 code for a protein of 110 amino acids. Gene Ontology annotation, biological process: symbiont-mediated perturbation of host defenses. Gene Ontology annotation, molecular function: amine binding. Lineage: Eukaryota; Metazoa; Arthropoda; Arachnida; Ixodida; Argasidae.
UGGGCGGCAGCAGUCGUGUGACCAACGACCUAAAAACGCUCCAGGCGUCGCCUGUGUCCAGGCUCACAUAGGCUCACAGGCUUCGCGAGAGGUCAUUAAAGGUACACUCCUCCAACUGCCUUGGAGGGAGCCCGGUCACGUGGUACAACGUGCUACGCAACUACCCGAGCGACCCGAAUCUGGGAGGCUCCGGGCAAUGUUUCGUGUUAAGCCAAACAGAGCCUUAUAAAAACCGCAUGACAACGUUUACUGCAACAUACCUACAGAAUAACGAAUCUCAAACGUUGGAUCUCCCUACGCAAGUAAUCUCCACGCCGGGGUAUAAAGUGGGGAAUGCGAUGCAAGUGAUACCAUCGUGCCCAGGGGAGCCUCAGACUUAUCCAGCAAUCUACGUAGAUUGUGACAAGUGUCUAAUAUUAAGGACUCCAGCAAACAAUGGUACUGGGUGUCUCUACCUUACACCUGAUCCAGAAAAUUUGGAUUUCUGCUGCCAGUACAUCUUUGACUUGACCUGUGGCCCGGCCCGGCACACGUUUUACGACCCAGAUACUUGUCCCGAUCUCUGCUAACGUUCAAUUGUCUUCCACUGGUAAUCUGCGAGUCCUCGGUGGCUUUCUGCUACAUGUGGCUGCAGCGCUGCUGUGGUGAAGUAUUGCAAAUAUACAGAAGCCCACUAAUGUGCAGUGCCCGCAUGCGUACAGCAGCUGAAGCGAAUGAGAUUACCGUAUA